AUGGCGACCUUCCACCCUUUCCCGCGCCUUAUUCCAGAAAUCCGCACCCAGAUCUGGGCACUCGCAACGGAGGAUCGAGUUAUCAGAGUCAAUGAAAGUAACUGGGGUCCGUGGUCGCCCAGCCCAGUGCCAGCUAUAACAAGAGCAUGUCGCGAGUCCCGCAAGCACUGCAGCUACCAGAAAAGCUUCUUCUCAUCAAUUGCAGGAGGACGCUACAUCUGGGUGAGUUUCGAUCACGACACCAUCCACGUACGAAGUACAGUUUUCUGGGGUUUUGAGUUCACGAGGCUUCCGAUCGGCGACAUCAAGCAUUUGAGGAUUGAGCUGGUAGAUGAAGAGGGAAAGGAGGUCGAGGAAGAUUGGUGGUAUCACCACAAGGCUUUACUGCGCGACUUUCCCAAGUUGAAAAGUGUUGAUCUUCUAGUGCCGCUUGAGCUGAGGUUUUAUGGGCAAUAUAUUGAGGAUGCGUAUUUUGGAACGUGUGACAGAAAAAACGUGAGGAUUGUGAACAUGAGUACGGGCGAGUGGUUUGAUGACGAGACGGCCGGGCCGUAUAUAGAUUAUAUUGAGUCGUGGGGAGGAGAGCAUCUUGAUUGUAUGACGAGGCUAGUAGAAUGGGAUGUUGAUGAAGAGUCGAGGAAGGAAAGGGUAGAGGAUAUGAAACAGCUUCAGAUGCCGAGGCCGCGGAUUAAUUUAGAUUAUCAAUAG
Messenger RNA from Venustampulla echinocandica, 708 nucleotides. RefSeq lists its product as uncharacterized. The record is from RefSeq and is a predicted model, not a curated record. NCBI's taxonomy places the organism in Eukaryota, Fungi, Ascomycota, Leotiomycetes, Helotiales, Pleuroascaceae. The coding region runs from base 1 to 708 and encodes 235 amino acids. The transcript has a single exon.